This is a messenger RNA of Rhagoletis pomonella (apple maggot), 697 nucleotides long. Its product is annotated as xaa-Pro aminopeptidase ApepP-like. Bases 147 to 656 code for a protein of 169 amino acids. NCBI's taxonomy places the organism in Eukaryota, Metazoa, Arthropoda, Insecta, Diptera, Tephritidae. The transcript is spliced from 2 exons. The record is from RefSeq and is a predicted model, not a curated record.
AGUGUUACCCAUGCCUAUUACUAUUGAGUACGUGAAUCUUAUCGGGAAUAAUUAUCUGGAAUAAUCUCUAUUUGUAUUUUAUUUAGGAGAUUAAAGUAUAUAUAUAUACUUCAAAUAGGACUGCUUUUAACGAAAUAGUUGAAGAAAUGGAUGUGUGUAACGAAGUUCUAAAAAAAUUACGAUCUCUUAUGAAGCAAUGUGAGCCUCAUAAUUUACAGGCUUAUAUUAUUCCAACUGACGAUGCCCAUCAAAAUGAAUAUAUUUGCCAACACGAUGCGAGAAGGACUUUCGUAAGUGGUUUUGAUGGAUCGUCCGGAACAGCAGUAGUUACGCUAAACAGGGCUUUAAUGUGGACGGAUGGAAGAUACUACCAACAAGCAGAAAAACAGAUGAAUACAAACUGGGAACUUAUGAGGGAUGGUAUUCCGGAAACGCCAUCUGUUGGUAAAUGGCUCUCCAACAAUUUGCCUAAAGGAAGUGAUGUUGGAGUAGACCCGAAACUUAUUUCUUAUCGACAAUGGAAACCCAUUCAAAAGGAAUUGAUUAGUUCAGUCGGCUCAAAAUGGCUCCUCGACGAGUAUGGUCGCGCUGACCUGUCGAGUUUUUAUAAACCAAAUGUUAGAUUAAAAUACACAAAAAUGAUGUCGUUUCAUUAAAAAUAACAUACAGCUUUAAAUUAAGCUUCAUUAAAUGUAAA